ACUUAUAAAAGAAAAAAAGGAUUUAUAUUCAACAAAAACUAGUAUUUAUUAAAAGAAAUUCUAAAUUAGCAAUUCAUCAAAUAGAUGGAUCGGAAAAUACAAAACUUUUAAAAAUAUAGCAGUUUUGCUUUGAUGAAAAAAAGAAGUUUUCAAUUUUCCAAUAUGAAAUUUCAUAAAAUGUAUCACUGCAGCAAAGUAUUUGUAAUAUUAAUGGCAUGCGUGCCCUUAAUAUUAUGCGAAAAUACUUUGGUUACUACAGAGACUUCUGCGACAUUACAUGAACCAACUCAGGAAGUACAUACACCCGUAAAUACACGUAAUGCUGGUGAUGCAGAUUUAACAGCCCUAUGUCCCAAUAUGGUACGCUAUGUGUUUGAGAGUGCCAUGCCAAGGGAUGAAUUCAAAGCGGGAAUCUUUGAGAAAUAUCCCAAUACAGAGGAUGUAACAACGAACGGUGAAGUUGAUCUUCGUACUUGUGUGGAAGCUUGCUGUGAGAAGGGCAGAAAUAAUACUUGUAAUAUUGUUUUUAUGUAUAAACAUAAGUGCUAUCAUGUAAAAUGUGUUAGCAACGAAUCGUGUUUGCCCAAAGAACGUAGAAGUAUAGCAGAACGCAUACAAAUGGUUUUGGUGAAUCCUGUAAAACAAGCUCAUAGCGAUAAGGAACCAUUAUCUUGGUUGAAUUCGCUUAAAGCAUCAAAAGCUUUAAAUGAACUAAUGCCCUUGGAAGAAACUGAUGAAAAUAUAAAUUCUUUGAAUUUUUGGAAGCAACCUCACAAAUUUCCUUAUUUUACGCGUGCGGGAGCUGAUAAUAAUAACUAUGAUGAAGAUGAUUUUCCAAUGGCUGAAAAGAGAGUAAAACAAUUACUCAUGUCAUCAUCACUAGACGAAAAUGAUGGUAUUUUGCCAGAAGACUUAACGUACUAUAGGGAAAAUCUAGCGCCCGACUCAUCAUUACCAAAUUAUAUCACCUGUAGUUUGGACAUGACAUCUGGAGCUGAAAGUAGGUGCCCUUUAAAUGAAGAAUGUGCUGCUGUAAGGGUGGAUGUAACAACAGGAAUAUGUAAAUGCAGAAGAGGUUUUUUGCGUAAUCACUUAAGAGUUUGUGUUCCCGAUACUGUAGACUACAAUUUAUUAGACGAAUCCGGCUCGGCUCGUAGUUUACUCUUAGAAGCGUCUGCAUCAAAUGAGGCCACCACACAGCUAAAAUCUGAUGCCGAUCCUACACCCAAAACAGAAGCCAAUAAGAAACUAAUGGUUUCGGUGGUCUCGAAGGAGGUUCGUUUACCAGAAAAGGAGGUUACUUUGGCGGCGUUUACAGUACCCGAUGAAGAAUCCAGUAAUACUAAAUAUAAAUAUCUAUGGACCUUGAUUAAUCAGCCAAAAAGUCCCAUGAAUGGCACAAUAUCCGAUCAGAGCCAAUCAAAAGUGAAGUUGUCAAAUCUAUCAGAAGGUCUGUAUACAUUUAAAGUGACCGUCACUGGUGAUGGUACCUAUGGCGAAGCCAUGGCCAAUGUCACGGUAUUGCCAGAGAAAAGAAUUAACCGAGUACCCCAAGUGAUUAUAACACCGAGUGAACAAACAAUUAGGCAACCUACCACGAAUGCUAUAUUAGACGGCAGCACUAGUACGGAUGAUGACAAAAUUGUUUCCUGGCAUUGGGAAGUGGUUUCGGGACCCAUUGGUUAUCAACCUAAAUUGCCAGAAGUUAAUACUUUACAACUGACAGAUCUAACCUCGCCAGGAAAUUACACUUUUAAAUUGACUGUUAUGGACACAGACAAUGUUACAAACUUCACCACGGCCACUAUAACUGUAUUAAAGGGCACAGACUAUCCGCCCGUGGCAAAUGCUGGCGAUGCUGUUAUCUUAUAUUUACCCAACAACAAUGUCACACUCAAUGGCACCGCCAGUUCAGAUGAUCAUGAAAUUGUAGCUUGGGAAUGGACCAAAGAUGCAAGUGAUGAAGCCAAGGCCGUUGAUAUGCAAAACACCAGAACACCCUAUGUUCAACUCUCCAAUUUGGAAGAGGGCAUGUAUACAUUUGUACUAAAAGUGACGGACGGCAGCAGUCAAUCGAGUACAGCAAAAGUACAUGUGUUUGUUAAACCACCAACAAAUUCGCCUCCCUUAGCAGUAGCAGGAGUAAACAUGACAAUAAAUUUACCUACGAAUUGGAAUAUUUUGAAUGGUUCAGGAUCUUCAGAUGACAUUGGUAUUAAAACGUAUCGAUGGAAGGAAAUAUCUGGACCUAAUAAGGCGACCAUAUUAAAAGCGAAUGAAACGAUUGCAAAUGCUACUGGCCUCACCUUGGGCUUAUAUGAGUUUGAGCUUACUGUGGCAGAUGAAAGUAACAAUACUGCAUCUGACAGUAUGUGGUUGAAAGUGGUACAAGAAAAAAAUUCUCCUCCUAUUGCCAAUGCUGGUGGUGAUCAAAGUAUUACGCUGCCAGUAUCUGCAAUAUUUUUUAAUGGUAACUUAUCAUCGGACGACUUGGGUGUUGCAAAAUAUAAAUGGACCAGAGAAGAUGCUAGUCUGGCAGCUGGCCAAAUUGUGGCUGACACCGAUAAUCAACCUCUCAUGAUACUUACUAAUCUGGUGUCGGGCCGUUACGUUUUUAAAUUAACUGUUAGUGAUGAACAGGGUUUAACCAGUUCUGAUACGGCCAGUGUAUUUGUACAUCCCGAUCCCAUGUUGCUGAAUCUAGUGCAAUUGACACUGCCCACUAAUAUUUCCAUGCUGACACAUUCUGCUUUAAAUACGAUAGUGCAAAAAAUUGGUUUACUGUUGGGCGACAUGAAGAUUCAAGUAAGGCAAUUGCAGCAUGACACUAGAACAAAUGCAGCUAUAUUGGUAUUUUAUGUUGAGUUGGAAAAUGGUGAGGAAAGGCGUCCUAUGGAUGGUUUGGCCAUAGAACACUUACUAAAGGAUAAAUUACAGCGCGAUGCUUCAAUACUGGGUACCGUGUUUGCUGAUGUGCGUACCGUAGUAUGUCAAAAUAAAUGUUCUGGUCAUGGUGUGUGUAAUGACGACACAAGAGCCUGUUUCUGUGAAGCUUUCUGGAUGCCAUCAUUUGGAUUCUUUUGGGGAUUCGAAGAAGCUAAUUGUGACUGGUCUGUACUUUAUGUAUUUGUGGGAGUUAUUGUAUCGCUACUCAUUCUAUCAGUCAUAUUCUGGGUUAUUGCUGUGGCCUGUAGACAAUCAAAAAAACCCCGUUCCCGACCAAAAGUACAAAAGUACUCCUUAAUUGGUACACAAGAUGAAGAAGCACAAAAUUAUUCUCGUGCCACAUCCUUAACCGAUUCUGAAACUGAUUCAGAUGUUUUAUUUGAAUCGCGUUCAAAGUCAAAUGGCAGCUUGCGCUUAAACGGUACUUCAAAAAAUAAACACAAUGGCCAUGAUCGUGUAAAAUAUCCGGGAAAACAUGGUCGCAAAAUUAAGACGUAAAAAUAUUGUGGUUUAUUAUUUUCUUAUUAUUGAUUGUGAUAGUGUAUUAUGUAUUUUAUUUAAUUACGUACCUAAAUGUAUACAUUCAUAUUUGUAUAUACGUACGUAUGUUUUUUUGUAUAUGUAUGUAUAUGUUCCUUUAAUUUAGUUGUAUGUAUUUAUAUAUUCAUUUAUUUUUUUUUUGUAUAUUUAUCUAAUUUGCACUAACAUAUGUCAUUUUAUUUAAGCUUUUUUGUGUAAUAAUACGCACAUCUAUACAACUUUCCAUUUUAUUUUAAUAAGUUGAAUUAAAUGUGGAAACAAUAAACAUUGCUUUAUUCAUAACAAAAAA
This is a messenger RNA of Calliphora vicina (urban bluebottle blowfly), 3775 nucleotides long. RefSeq names its product dyslexia-associated protein KIAA0319-like protein. Gene Ontology annotation, biological process: neuron migration. NCBI's taxonomy places the organism in Eukaryota, Metazoa, Arthropoda, Insecta, Diptera, Calliphoridae. Gene Ontology annotation, cellular component: membrane; cytoplasmic vesicle. The coding region runs from base 133 to 3444 and encodes 1103 amino acids. The record is from RefSeq and is a predicted model, not a curated record. The transcript has 7 exons.